Molecule: messenger RNA, 1622 nt
Organism: Camellia sinensis
Lineage: Eukaryota; Viridiplantae; Streptophyta; Magnoliopsida; Ericales; Theaceae
Product: NAC domain-containing protein 73
Biological process (GO): regulation of DNA-templated transcription
Cellular component (GO): nucleus
Molecular function (GO): DNA-binding transcription factor activity; transcription cis-regulatory region binding
Source: RefSeq, a predicted model, not a curated record
CUUCUUUCAAAAGAUAUAAGAAAUUCUCUCAUCCCUCUCAUCUCUCUCUCUCUCUCUCUAUAGAAAACUUUGCAAGACACAGUUCAUUCCAGACAAGGGAGAACAAAAAGUGGAGAAUUCAAUUCCUUCCCAAACAUCAAGAACAAGAACAGAAGAUUUGCUUGGAGAGGUGGAGGGAACAGGAGCGAGAAACUCAGUUUGGGAUGGGCAUAAGAGCAAAACAAGAGAGAUCAUGACAUGGUGCAAUGACUCCCAAAUAAUUUCAACAACUUCUUCUAAAGAAAAUCUUGCGAUCGAUGCGAAAACCGAUGAAAAUACUAUCAUAACAUGCCCGUCAUGUGGCCAUAACAUAGAAUUACAAGAUCAGGCGGGAAUUCAAGAUUUGCCGGGCUUACCUGCUGGAGUGAAGUUUGAUCCAUCAGAUCAAGAAAUUCUUGACCAUUUAGAGGCCAAAGUGUUGUCUGAUACACAUAAGCUUCAUCCUUUAAUUGAUGAAUUUAUUCCUACCCUUGAGGGUGAAAAUGGAAUUUGCUACACACACCCAGAGAAGCUACCAGGUGUAAGCAAAGACGGCCAAAUCCGCCACUUCUUUCAUCGUCCUUCAAAGGCAUACACAACCGGGACUAGGAAGCGAAGAAAGGUGCACACAGAUGAUGAUGGGGGAGAAACAAGGUGGCACAAAACAGGCAAGACUAGGCCGGUCUUUCUUGGAGGGGCAGUGAAAGGGUUCAAAAAGAUAUUAGUGCUCUACACCAACUAUGGAAGGCAAAGAAAGCCCGAGAAAACCAACUGGGUGAUGCAUCAGUACCACCUUGGCAACAACGAGGAAGAAAAAGAUGGUGAAUUAGUUGUUUCAAAGGUUUUCUAUCAAACGCAGCCUAGACAAUGUGGAUCAAGUGUUAAGGAUUCACUUAAGAAAAAAUCAAGGACUCGGAUUGGGCAUGACGAUGAUAGUCCUAUAAUUAAGAACACGCCCUAUGUUGAGUACUAUAAUAAUCCUCCAUUGAUCUCCUACGACAUUGGAAGCCAAAAUAGAGGAAGCUCACCUCAGUUAAUCCCUAAUUUGGUUCUUCAAGGUGAUGGGCCUUCAUUUAUUCAUUUACCCACCAAUUCAAGCAAAGGAAAAGUACUUGAAAGGACAUAGCAUGAAGGACAAGUUACUAGGGCAAGGCAAUAAUGACAAGGACUUGUUUGGUUGUUGUGUAAUAGUAAAAAAUAAGUUAAGAUGGACAAUGUAGAGAUGAAGGGGGUGGGAAUAAGGUUGGUGCUUAAUUUCUUUAACUCUAAGUAUUUAUUCACUGCGGUUUGUGACAUUCGUGAGACACAAAAAUGGAGAGUUGUGAUGUGUUUGUGACAAUGUUACAAACUACGGUGAAUAAUUUUCGUUUUAACUGCAUAGUCAUUUUCUUUGGUGAGUAUUGGGAUUGGCUUGGGCUUAACAAUGUUAUAGUAGUUUUUAGGUAAAUGAUAGGGAUUAUACAAGGGAGGUGGUGCACUAUUGCAACCAUUUAUAUAUUGUAGAGCUAUAUAUUUGAUUAUAGAAAUGUACAAAGAAAAUUCUUGCAAAGUUCACUUGGGGUUAUAGUUUCAUAUUAUUAUGUUCAUCUUACCUUAUUGUUUUA